AUGGAUGAGCUAUCCCCAAACCCCAGUGCCAGGGAGGAGGAAAGCAGUGCCUUGCUAACUCAGGGAUUGGAAUUGCCCAUGGAAAGAGGGCCACGCACACCAGACCAAGAAAUUCUGACUGACUCAUCCAACACGAAUGCCCUGGAUUCCUGGAUAUGUUCACACCAGGCAACAAAAAUUCGAACUCAAGUGGGCAAAGCUGCGACAGCAAUUGGUGAAAGUGAAGUCGCCAGAGCGAGCAGACCAGGGAUUCAGCUGGAUGAUCACGUAUCUUGCUACAGUUCCUCAGGUCUGACUACAAGCAACCCAAAGUUUUUUAAAUCCUAUUCCUCCUGCUGCUCCAUCCUUAGUGAUGCACACACCAUUCCACCAGUUUUACCCCAAAACAGAGGAAUCCUCGGGCAGAACUGGGACUCCAGGCUGCCUUUCCCACUUCCUUCUGACUCCUUCAAGUACCUUGGCUGGUGUGACAUAGAGGAACACGGUGUCCAAGGAAAUCAGCUCCGCUGCCCCAGAGUGAGGGAAGGGCCCUCAGAAGAAGAGCUGUUUUUCAGAAAAGAAGAACACACUCUGAAAAAAAGAAAACAAGUAACUGACACAGAGAAAUGGGAAAAGAGGCUGCAAGAGAACUGGGAAAACUGUGCUGAGUUGAACCUUUCCUUCCAGGACCUGGGUGAUCUUUACCAGGUGGAAAACUUCAAAAGAAUCCUCCGAAGAUUAAUUCGGGUGGAAAAGCUUUGGUUGGUGGACAAUUCUUUGACAGACCUAAGUGCCAUAAGGUUGCCAAGAUGCAGAGAGCUAAAUGCAAAUAAAAACCACUUUACAUCCUUCAAACAGCUGCCAAAGAUCCCUCAGAUUCAGCACUUAUCUCUUGCUGAAAAUAACAUCACGACCCUAAGUGGGAUUUCAGACUUCAGACACACUCCACUUGAAUCCCUCAUCCUCAAGAGGAAUCCCUGUGAGUUCCAGGAAAGAUACAGACAACUUGUGUUCUCCAAUUUGCCAAACCUGAAAAUACUGGAUGGUAUCCCAAAACUGCCAGAGGACUGUUCACCCCCUGAUGUCAGGUUUUUUUACAGAGUCUGCACUAUACUCUAGCACUGUGUUUUUGUAGGAUCACAACUGUGCUACAACCACCUUCCUUAAAAGAGACAGUAAAUCCUGCUUAUGGAAGUUCUUUUUUUUUUUUCUUUACUGGUCAAAGAGACUUUGAAACAGAAAUAAAACAUUUUUGAGUGCAUUUGUGAUAGCAAGUAUGGAUAUGGGUACAUAAAUAAGACAAUGUUAUACUGAA
Messenger RNA from Cinclus cinclus, 1294 nucleotides. RefSeq lists its product as uncharacterized. The transcript has 10 exons. Gene Ontology annotation, molecular function: protein binding. Lineage: Eukaryota; Metazoa; Chordata; Aves; Passeriformes; Cinclidae. The coding region runs from base 1 to 1098 and encodes 365 amino acids. The record is from RefSeq and is a predicted model, not a curated record.